AUGAGUAGAUAUCCAUGUUUAUCAAAUCUAAAUGGAUCAAUUUCUUCUGAUACAUUACAUGAUAUUGAAGUAGCAGGUUAUCGUUAUGUUAUUUUAACUAUAUGUAUAUUUGGUGUUGUAUGUAAUUUACUUAAUUUAUGUGUUCUUCUUCAACGUCGUCUUAAAGAAUCACCAUAUACAUAUUUAACUGGUUUAGCUAUAGCAGAUAUGAUUACAUUAAUAUCAAUAUCACCAUUUUCAAUUGUUCGUGGUGAUUAUAUGCGUCAUGAAAAUAUAUUUUUUACUUUAGUACGUUUUGAAUCACAAUUUUAUAUGCCAUUAGCUAAUUAUUUUGGUCAAGUGAGCAUAAUGAUAACAUUAGCAUUAACAAUUGAACGUUAUUUAUUUACAACUUAUCCAUUACGUACACGAACUUUUUGUAAACCACGUUAUGCACGUAUUAUUAUUACAAUAAUAUUAAUUAUUUGUGCUUUACUUAGUUUUCCUCGAUUUUUAAUGGAAAAUGUUAUACCAUCUAUUGGACCUGUUGAUUCAUUUAAUCCAUCAAUAUGUUCAACACAAGCAUUUAUUAUUAAAUAUUCAUCAACAAAUUCAACUCAUAUUGGUCAAUGUUUUUGUGUUGUCGGAUGUCCAAGAAAAAAAUUUUUACCAUAUAGAAAUGCAUAUUAUAUAACAAUGUUUAUUAUAAAUCAAAUUUUACCAGUUUUUAUUUUACUUUUUCUAAAUUUAAAAUUAAUCAGACGUGUUCAAAAUUCAAAUCGUUAUACAUUAGAUGAACUCGUAGCUCGACAACAUACUCAAAUGCCAUCAUCAUCAACACUUAUGAUGCAUCCAAUAAAACAAAAACGUUUACGUGAUGAACAUCGUUUAACUAAAACACUUGUUGCCAUUGUUCUUGUUUUUCUUGUAUGUAAUACAUUUACAAUAGUAUCUUAUCCUAAUUUUAUAAAACAGAUAACAAUUAAAAAAUAUCCAAAUUAUAUAAAUUCUGGUUUUCGUAUACAAAAAUUAAUAACAAAUAUAAUGUUAUUAUUAAAUUAUUCAAUAAAUUUUUUUUUCUAUUGUGCAUUUAAUCAAAAAUUUUUGGAUACACUUAAAACAACAUUUCGUCAUACAAUAUGUUCAUAUUUACAAGAUAAAUUUUAUCAUCAAAAUAAUAAUAUAGCAACACAACGAACAUUAUUGAAUAGUACAACAUCAUCAGCAAAUUCAUCAUGUUAUUUACAAUCAAAACAACAUAGUUCAUAUAAAAAUAUUUCAAUUUAUGAUGAAGAAUUUCUACGUUUAAAACAAUAUCCAAAACAACUUUCUUUACGAAAAUAA
Rotaria sordida is the source of this 1323-nucleotide messenger RNA. The record is from the annotation of a GenBank genome assembly. NCBI's taxonomy places the organism in Eukaryota, Metazoa, Rotifera, Eurotatoria, Philodinida, Philodinidae.